CUCCAUUUUGUUGGUCCUUAAAAAUUAUUUUUAAAGGCUAAAAUAAGUCUUUAGCAGAAAGAUCGCAGCUUCAGCAUGCCGUCUAUUGACGUGCAACGACCGCCGGUGGAAGAGGCACCACCAGAAGAAACAUUUACUAAACCUGUUAUUGGGAUUAUUUAUCCACCACCUGAAGUAAGGAAUAUUGUUGACAAAACUGCAAGUUUUGUAGCCAGAAAUGGUCCGGAGUUUGAGAACCGAAUUCGUCAGAAUGAAGUGAACAACACAAAGUUCAACUUUCUUACCUCAACAGAUGCCUACCAUGCAUACUACCAGCACAAGGUCAAGGAAUUUAAAGAGGGCAAAGGUCAGGAACCUCAGGCUCCAAAGCUUGGCAUACUGUCAUCUGCCAAAGCACAGCAGGAGCAGGUCAAGUUGACGGAGACUUUCGUUCCGAAAGAUCCACCUCCAGAGUCUGAGUUUGUCGCAGAUCCACCGUCAAUAUCAGCCUAUGACCUAGAUGUCGUCAAACUGACCGCUCAGUUCGUGGCUCGUAACGGCCGCCAGUUCCUCACGACAGUGAUGCAGAGAGAACAGAGAAACUUCCUGUUUGACUUUCUUCGUCCACAACACAGUCUCUUCAACUACUUCACAAAGCUGGUGGAACAGUACACUAAGAUCCUGAUCCCACCAAAGAACAUGAGGGAAAAGCUGAAGAGAGAAUCAGAGUCACACAGAGAGGUUCUCGAUGCCGUGAAGUACCGCGUUGAGUGGGCCAAGUACCAGGAUCGGGAAAAACGAAAAGAAGAAGAGAAAGUUGAAAAGGAGCGAGUGGCUUAUUCACAGAUUGACUGGCAUGACUUUGUUGUCGUGGAAACUGUUGAUUUUCAGCCAAAUGAAGGAGGAAAUCUUCCACCUCCAACAUCCCCAGAUGAGGUUGGUGCACGAGCGCUUCAGCAAGAAAGAUAUGAAAGAGGGGAGAUUGAAGCUGAAGUUGAGAUGGAAGUAGAGUCUGAUGACGAGGAAGAUGAAAAGGAGCCUCCACCUCCUAAACUGAAGGAGAAGGAGUCAGCUCCUCCUCCUCAAAAACUCAACCCUAACCCCCCAGCCCAGCCCCCUGUCCCUGAUAUGCAACUUCAAGAUAUGGAAGAGGAUUCCGAAGAUGACGAGGACAGUACAAAGGAAAAGCCAGCUAAGCCUGCUCCCCCUCCACCCCCACCCCCACCACCAACAGAGGCACCACCCCUGCCACCUACUCCAGAUCAAGUGAUUGUAAGAAAGGACUACAAUCCCAAAGCUCAUGCUCCAGGAGGGGAGUCCACUCCAGACCAGUUCAUGAUUUCGCCCAUCACCGGGGAAAAGAUUUCAGCGCAAAAAGUCCAGGAGCACAUGCGAAUUGGUUUGCUGAACCCGAAAUGGAUGGAGGAGCGUCAGCGCACGAUAGAGGAGAAGAAGGACCAGGAGGAAGUGUACGCAGCAGGGUCGGCUAUCGACAUCAACCUGAAGCAGCUCGCCGAGAGACGUACCGACAUCUUCGGUAUCGGCACCGAGGAGACGCAGAUCGGUAAAAAGAUUGGUGAAGAGGACAAGAAAGAACGCUCUAAGAUCGUGUGGGACGGUCACACGGCCUCCAUGGAGAAAGUCUCUCAGAGAGCCAGGGAGAACAUUUCUAUUGAGGAGCAGAUCGCUACCAUCCACAAAGUCAAGGGCUUAGUUCCUGAUGAAGAGAAGGAAAAAAUUGGUCCGACAAUGCCGAAACCAGGCGGCCCACCCCUUCCGAAAUCUGCACCUCCCUUACCGAACCAGUCUCCUCAGUCAACAGCAUCAUCAAUGCAGUCUGGCCCACAGAAACCUCCCCCUCCACCACACAACCAGCCAGUGCGGCCACCCAUGUCGAUGCCACCUCAAGGAGGGUUGAUGGUGAUGCACCCCAGACCACCACCAAUGAUGAUGGGACUGGGUUCUCAGAUGCGACCUCCAAUGGGAAUGGGACCUCCUGGGCCACCCCUCCCUCCAGGGCCGCCUGGUCCCCCCGGGUUUGGGCCACGCAUGGGCCACCCAAUGUCUAUGCCACCCAGGCCACCCCCACCACCACACGACGAUGAACCCCUAGCUAAGAAGACGAAGACCGAAGAAAAUCUCAUGCCAGAGGAAAUUUUCCUGAAGAGAAACAAGGGUCCAGUGCGGUUCAAGGUGAUGGUGCCCCAUGUCACCGACAAGCCAGAAUGGAAACUCAACGGACAGAAAUUGGACUUUACUUUACCACUCACAGACACGGUAUCUGUGAUCAAGGCUAAGCUCCACGAAUCCAUCGGAAUGCCGGCUGGAAAACAGAAACUGCAGUACGAGGGCCUUUUCAUCAAAGAUUCAAAUUCCUUGGCAUUCUACAAUUUUAUCAAUGGAUCAACUGUACACCUCCAGAUGAAGGAGAGAGGAGGAAGGAAGAAAUAAACACAGACUAUAAAACCACGACCGUUUUAGAAAAGCAAAUUCGACAAUUUUGACAAUUGUCUUUGAAUAGAGUGUAUUUUGUGCAUUCUGUUUUCAUUGUUUUUGUAACCAUGUUGUCGAAACCUUUUUGCUUCUUCAAUACUGCCAUCGUAUCUCUGGGGCAUAGCCAGAGAGGAAAAAACGCCAAGGCAAACCCCGACCUGUAAAAUAAAUAUCAGUUUUAUGGGAAAAAUAAAAUAAAUCUGGGGAAAUUCCAGAUGAGGCAAGCACCUCGUCUGCCUCAUGCUGGCUACGCCAUUGUAUCUACUAAAGAUGGAAUUGGGUGGAAUUUCAUCAUCAAUCAUCAGCUAUCAUCCAUAUACACCAUCUGAUCAUCGUCAAAUAACACGGUUGCAAUAUAUGAAGAGGAUUUGAAUUAUUAGCACUAUACACCUGUUGUCAUGUUUACCAGACAUUUGGCAAAUUUGACCGUAAUUGAUAUAUCUGGUUGUUAGUUUUUAAAUUACGCAUCAAAAUAAACUAAGAAUCCAGUGGAUUUCACACAUUUCAUAACUUAGACUGUAGGAAUAAUUAGUUUAAAAGUUUCCAUGACAGUAGUUUAUGAAUUGCAUAAUUGAUCAUCACCUCAUUAGAACUGAACUAAUAAAUUUUUUAUUGUAAUUUUAUUAAUUUGUCGGAACAUCACCAAUUUUAAAUCUCUGCAUGCUGUCAGCAGAAAAAUAAUAUCUUGCCAAUAAUGAACGCUAAGUCGGGGUUGGUCCAUCUAGUUUAUAACUGGUAAAACAUGGAAGACUUGUCUCUUUUUUCUUUUUUUGCAUUCGUCUUUCACUGUAAUGCAACUUGUUCAUCUAUUAAUGUGCACCAAUGGAUAAGGAAAUAAAAAGUCAAUUAGUUUGUAUAUAUGA
Messenger RNA from Gigantopelta aegis, 3335 nucleotides. RefSeq names its product splicing factor 3A subunit 1-like. Gene Ontology annotation, molecular function: RNA binding; protein binding. Gene Ontology annotation, cellular component: U2 snRNP; U2-type prespliceosome; catalytic step 2 spliceosome. Bases 76 to 2430 code for a protein of 784 amino acids. The record is from RefSeq and is a predicted model, not a curated record. Lineage: Eukaryota; Metazoa; Mollusca; Gastropoda; Neomphalida; Peltospiridae. Gene Ontology annotation, biological process: mRNA cis splicing, via spliceosome; regulation of alternative mRNA splicing, via spliceosome. The transcript is spliced from 19 exons.